AUGGCCGCGCUCCGCCCCGUAUCGACGCCGAAGCGCUCCGUCUCGUUUGGUCCCUCGGACGUCAAUUCGAUCAGCCAGGAUCCUGAGACGCCCUCGUCUUCCAACCCGCUGCCGCCCUCGGCACAGACGACGCCGCCUGCGGCGCUCAAGCCGGCGCUCAAGGCCGGCACGGAUCGCCGGAAGCUGCCGCCGCCGGAGCAGUACCAGCAUCCCGACCCGCUGCUGCGCCGGCUGCGCCUGGUCGACGCCCACGGCGAGGCCGUCAACCUGCGCCAGAUGUUCCGGGACACCAAGGUGGUCGGAUUCUACUUUGCCAGCCAGUGGGCCGGCCAGCCGCUCAAGGAGUACCACCAGGCCAUUGCCAACUUUAGCCGGCGGCACCCGCACGAGUUCAAGGCCAUCUACGUCUCGGUCGACGUCGACGAGCAGUGGUACAAGGCCGGCACCGCCAACAAGCCCUGGAUCAGCAUGGUGUGGAACGACGGCUCCUCGAUGCCCUCGGAGCGCCAGGACCGCACCUCGUCGGCGUCGCCCGAGCUCGAGGAGCUGCCAAAGCUCCACAACGGCGAAGACUUCCUCCUGGCCAACGAGACCGACAUCGACGAGAGCCUCUCGCACACCGACCGCAGUGGCGAGGCCUACCUGCGCCCCUUUUCCCGCGUCCACCUGGCGGCCAAGCUCAACAUCGUCGCCGCCCCCACGCUAUGCAUCUACCACCUCGAGAGCGGCAAGAUGCUCGAGUGGAACGUCAGGAUGAGCAGGCUCACCCAGAGCCAGGGAAAGGCCGACGAGACGUGGGAGCGGUGGAAGCGCGGCGAGAGGAGCGCCUCGUUUGGCCUGCAGGAUGCUCUGCUCAGCGCGCCAUACACGCUGGCGGCGCUGGCGCUGGCCGUGGCCCUGUGGCUGGCCAUCCUCUUUGGCGGCCAAGAGUUCAACAUCGUGCGCAACAUCUUUGACAUCUUUGCCGGGUCCAGCCCGCACAACCAGGCCGCCUUUGUCCCCAAUCCAUGA
Pseudozyma flocculosa PF-1 is the source of this 1011-nucleotide messenger RNA. RefSeq lists its product as uncharacterized. The record is from RefSeq and is a predicted model, not a curated record. The coding region runs from base 1 to 1011 and encodes 336 amino acids. Lineage: Eukaryota; Fungi; Basidiomycota; Ustilaginomycetes; Ustilaginales; Ustilaginaceae. The transcript is spliced from 3 exons.